AUGUCAUUGGUUGGGGAGGAGUUUCCUGAGCAUGUAAGUGUAGCUAUGAUUGUACAUUCCCACUGGUUUAUUUCUCAGUUUUGUCUGCAGUGCUGACACGUCUAACAAAUUAUACCCACCAAAUGCAAACACUACAUUGAUGACUAAAUAGUCAGUUAAUUUAUAAAAUAUGUAUCCACUGGCUACUACUACACCGUACAUGAGCAGUAUUCUCAUUGACUUGCGCACACAUUGUCUGCUAUCUACACCACAGUGCACAGAGGGUGGCUCUAUUCAGUUUGGUGUCGGCGAAAACCAUCAACUGUGAAAGUGUGAUUGUUAGGGAAAAUGAACCUCCACUAGUACAAUAUUCCCAUCCUGUUUAUUUUGCAUUUAUAAGCACUCAUUAUUGUAAUAUUGUACUCAUAAUAUGCCACUUCCAUCCCCCUCAUCUCAUCCAAAAAAAGAUGGAGGAUAAUUUCCAAGUCAUUUUUCCAGUCUCAGACAGUGCAAUGCCUAAACACUCCCCACACUCUGACCAUGAAGUUAAUUUCAGCCUGUCAGUUCCAGGCUGUUUUUAUUUAAUUAAAGGUUAAUGGAGUCCCUCUGUCAGACCGUUGAAUCUGUGUAAUCCCCCUUAGGUGCCCCUCCGAGCUGAGGAGAUCACUAUCCCAGCCGAUGUCACUCCAGAGAAGGUGCCCACACACAUAGUGGACUACUCAGGUGAGGCGCUGCUCGCUCAGUGGCCUAAUACACUGAACCCACCACUCACUCUCUUGCUGUAGUCUGUCUGUGUAUGUGCCUGUGCAUCUCUCUUUAUAAAGACCAAAUAUCUCCCUAGCCACCAGAAUGUCUUGUCUGCAAGCUAACAGAAUGGCUGAUUACGUGUAAUUGCAUGAUUAUCAGUCCAAUUCAGUGCUGCUGCUGAUGUGGUGCUGUAACUGUUAUCACCUGGUUAUCAGUUGAUUAAAUUGAGUGCAUUGUUUUGGCCCUACAGAAACGGAACAGACUGAUGAGGUCCUCAGAGAGGAGAUUAUCAAGGUAAGGCUAGUUCUCAGUGUUGACCCACCUUAUCACUAGCUGAACGUUCAGAGGUGAAGUUUCCCCUAGGUGCAGAUCUAGGAUCAGCUUCCCCUCCCUCAAUCCUAACCUUAACCAUUGUUGGGUAAAAUACUAAACUGACCCAAGAUCAGUGUCUAGUGGAAACUUCACCCUAGACUUAGCUGAACAGGUAGUGCUGAGCUAUUAACCGAAAUGUCUGUUAUUUUUCAGUUUUUAAACAACUAAUUGACUGAUGUCGGUUCAAUUAUUCCAUGUAGUUUUUUUCUGUACGCUCAAUGCGCAGAAAACAUGAACAUUUACUACAAUGACCAUAAUCCAUUGCGUGGCUACUUGUCUGGUCUGUGUUUCUUUUAUGCCACGUAAGAGAUAGAAGUAUGUGCGAUCAAUAGGGGAUACAUAGAGAGCAGUUGCUUUGCGAAGUAUUGUUAUUCAGCAGUCAUAAAAGUAUGCCUUAUUUACCUUGAAGAACUACUAAAAUAGUGAUUUUGUCAGACAGCAUAGGCAGCAUCUCUAUAGAGAUGAGAUGAAGACUUGGAAUGAAAUAAUAGUAAACAAAUGUAAUAUACACAACAACAGAAAUAUUUAUUAAAGGAAAGUAAUGUGAAUAACUGAUGGUUAAUAAGUGAUAAGCAGUAAUGAACAGUCACUACCAUCAUGGGACUUUUAUUAAUUGUUUUAUUCUGUGUUACAGCAUUCAUCCCACAUAAUGCAUAGUGCAUUACGAAAUCGUGAUAAUUUUUUUAUAAUCGAACCGAACCCGAACAGACCUCAAAAUGCACUAAUUGCUCAGCACUAUGAACAGGAGAACCAUCUGUGGAUGACCACCAGUUGAUCUCACCUCAUUAUUUAAUAAUGUGUUGUAGUGAGUAUGUGUUGUAGUGAGCCUUGACCAGCUGUACCUUACAAAUUCACAAUCAUUUGAGUUCAUUUGGAGAAUGUGUUCGAUUGUGUGCUUUAGUUGAUGAUAAAGACUUUGCAUUCCAACCAUGAUUUCUUAAAACUCAUGCAGGCCAAUGUGGUGUGUGUGGUCUAUGACGUCACCCAGGAGGAAACGAUAGACAAGGUACCCUCUCUCACACGUCUUAAAAAUGUCCUUCUUAGAGAAACCAAUAUGGAAGCAUUUGGCAUGGUAUAACAAUAAUUUGUAUAAUGUAGCCUACAGUAUGGGACCAAUAUGAUAAAUUUGAGAUUUUAUUAGUGUUUUGUUAUAAUUUCAUAUGCUUCUCACCUUUCAGAUCCGAACAAAAUGGAUCCCCUUGGUAAAUGGCGAAGCAGAGAAGGGGAAUAAGUAUGUAUAUACUGUUGUUUAAAUUACAUGUGCUUGUGCUUAGGAGCUUGUGUGCGUUGUCUUUGCCUGAAAGUGUUGUGCUUGAACUAGCCUCCUUGGCCUUUGUGUCAUAAAACAUUAGAUAUCUUUGAUCUUAAAUUCAUUCCUUAUGAUGUCACAGAGUUCCCAUAAUCCUAGUGGGGAAUAAAUCGGACCUUCGCUCUGGGAGCUCCAUGGAGACCAUUCUACCUAUCAUGAACCAGUUCUCUGAGAUUGAGACCUGUGUAGAGGUGGGGCUCGCAUCUCAAACUCACUCUCUUCAGCUGCCUCCCCACUCACUCACUCAACGCAAUGAGGACCUGAUUUCACACCAAUAAUUACGUGCACCGAUCUUAUGCAAACAAUAAUUAGUCAAACUGUUUUUGUUUGAACACACCUAUGAUUGGGCAAACCUGAUGUUUUGACUUUCCUCUCCCAAGUGUUCUGCCAAGAACCUGAAGAACAUCUCUGAACUGUUCUACUACGCUCAGAAGGCUGUGCUCCACCCCACCGCCCCGCUCUACGACCCGGAAGACAAACAGGUCAGCCAUUUUGGGGACAUGAGGACAUUUUGAGGAUAGCUUUAGCUUAUACCUUUGGAAUGACCUGGUUUUAUUGUGGAGUCUUGCUUUGUUGAGUGUUAACUGUGUCUGUGUGCUGAUGUUACUUCCAGUUAAAGUCAAUGUGUGUCCGAGCACUCAGCCGAAUCUUCAGCAUCUCAGACCAGGACCAUGACCGCAUCCUCAGUGACACUGAACUCAACUGCUUCCAGGUGAGAAUCAAAUAACACUCAUCCAUCCAUCCAUGAAUCUAUUAAUAGAUACAUGCGCGCACCACGUACAUGCGUAGAGAUAAAAAUCAAUUGCAGGUCAGGUGUAAGACUGGCCAGGCCAUUCGAACAGCCGGGUAUAGUUUUAACUCAAUGCGUGUGUGCGGUUCCUCAGAAAUCGUGCUUCGGGAACCCUCUAGCCCCCCAAGCUCUGGAGGACGUGAAGACGGUGGUGUGGAAGAACACGAGCGACGGGGUGCAGGAUAACGGCCUUACCCUGAACGGUGAGGGAUGAACCUACAGUGAGAUGGCUCAGCCUUUAAUGAUAUAGGACAUGUUGGGUUUAGCCUCUGUUGCUAGUAGUGGCAAUAGUUAGUAGGGAGCCUAUGUGAUAAGAUAGAACAGACAUGAUUCUAAUUGUAUCCUCUACCACCAGGCUUCCUGUUCCUCAACACGUUAUUCAUCCAGAGGGGUCGGCACGAGACCACGUGGACCAUCCUGAGGAAGUUUGGUUACGAUGACUCGCUGGAGCUGACGGAUGACUACCUAUACCCACAGUAUGUGUUCUGGCUCCACUACUGUAUGUUUCUGACCCACUCACAGACAUAUGGUAGAAACAUUUGGUUACCUCCCCUAUGUUGUAAUGUGAUAUUGAAGAUGAUACUGCACAAGUAUUGUCACACAGGUUUUUGGUGUGUCAGAGUUUUCCAGAAAACAUCCUGCCCUUACACGAUUUAUGUUCAUUUAUCAAGCCAGAGCGGUAGAUCGUCUGUUAGCUAAACCUCAGACCAGUAGUGUCUUGUGUGUGUACGGUAAGCCCAGGUAUUUAUAUGACUGUUUGUUGUGUGUUGCCAGGCUACGGGUGCCCGUGGGCUGCACUACCGAGCUCAAUCAUCUGGGUCACCAGUUUCUCCAGAGGCUUUUUGACAAGUAUGACGAGGUGUGUGACCGCCUCAGUGGCCAUCAAUCAGGAAGUCAAUUUAUAUCCAUCUGUCUAUUUGUCAACAAAGCACUAAGCAGGUUAUAUUUUAAGUGUAAAGAGAAUACACAUUUUUAAGUGGAAAUCCCCAGUUCAUUUUAAGCAUUAAAAUUGACCCCCACUCUAACAACAUGGCUGUUUUUAGGGCUGCUGAAAGUUUGUUAGGACUUAAUGGGGCGUUUUACCCCUCUAUCAAUAUAUAUUUUUUUACUCCAGGAUAAGGACUCUGCCCUCUCUCCUGCGGAGCUCAAGAAUCUCUUUAGUGUGUUUCCCUACAUGCCCUGGGGCGCAGACGUGUACACGGCGGUCUCAACCACAGACGAGGGUUACAUCUCUAAUCAUGGCUACAUGUGUCAAUGGACGUGAGUAUUGGGGGUUUUUAUGUUUAGAAUUUAUGGGGUUUUUUAUGUUUAGAAUUUCAGUGUAAGCAGGUCCGUGAGUAUAAAUGAAUGUGUUAGGGUAUUUAGGUUAGGACAAUGAGUGUUCCUAUUCUGUUCUCCUCUAGCUUCACUAAUGUGACUUCCCUCCAUAUACAGGCUUUCAGCAUACCUUGACAUCCAUCGCUGUCUGGAGUUCUUGGGAUACCUGGGCUACCCUAUUCUCACUGAGCAGGACUCCCAAACCACUGCAGUCACAGGUCUGUGUCUGUAUGCAUUUUUUUUAGAUUGCUGCAAGUAGCCUCUCUAGGAAGAUAGACUGUAUGUUAACUAGAUCCUAUAAUCCUAGCGCCAUAGUAAACCUCACUCGCUGUACAUAGAUUAGGAUUAGAACUAUAAUCUGGUUCAGUAAAGGCCCUACAGACAGAAUUAUAUACAGUAAAUGUAUGCCUUCUGAGGAUGUACAAUGACACUGAAGGGUCAACUUUGAAUAUGCUAUUUGACUGGUGUGAAGACUUGAGUGUGUGGUGUAGUUAUUAUAUGCGCUGCUAACACAACAUUUACACAUUAUUUGAGGGUACCAAUAAUAAUGCCAUAGUCGCAUUCCUUCAAUUGGUCAAUUAGUAAAUUAACCUCAACCCACCUUCCAGUGAAACCUAGUGGGAUUGGUUAAAGCUCAAACUUGUAUCCACAAGGGUGCUUCUAGAACGCUGGUUGGUGUGAGUAAAAAUGAGGGCGUGGCUGCAUGGAGUAGCAGGAUUAGGGUAGGGUGAGGUAAGAGUCUCUCACGCACUCAGCCUGUGCCGCAGGGUUGAGCAGGUUUAGCUGACCCUGCUAUAAAUGUGGGAAUGGUCCAACCACCUUAGAUCCAAUUCUACAUUUCCCCCACGUUACCCACAAGGGGAAAUAUGAUUAUGUUUGAAAUGCUUUGAUAGUACUCCAUCUUAUUAAUCAAUGGUUCCCUGUCCUGAUAUGUCUGUCUGUUGGUGUAUGUGUACUCCCUUUGUUUUCGGUGUGUGCGUUGGCACUGUCUGUGUCUGUCUGUGUGUGUGUGUGUGUGUGUGUGUGUGUUGGCACUGUCCGUGUGUGUCCCUCUGCAGUGACGCGGGAGAAGGCUGUGGACCUGGAGAAGGGCCAGACUCAGCGAUCAGUGUUCCUAUGUAAGGUGAUCGGACCGCGGGGGACUGGGAAGUCUGCCUUCCUCCAGGCCUUCUUUGGCCGAAAUACAGCGGUACGAUCAUCUCGCUGUUGUUUACCUGUUAUUUAGACUAAAUAGCGAUACAGAAUCACACAUUGCUGGAGGAACUGUUUAGUACUUUGUUACUAGUAGUACGCCUUGAACUCUUCAUUGUAAAACCAUUCCGCUUCAUCAAUAUGUGUUCGAGCUGGGAAAUGAUGUUGAAAACCCCAACUACUAGCAUUACUACAACUAAUGAUGAGAGUAACAGUCGUGUGUUUGUUUCAGAGAGAGGAGCGUUCCACCGGUGCCUUUUCCUUCUACACCAUAAACACUGUCCAAGUUAGCAACCAGGAGAAAUUCCUCAUUGUGAGUUCCUUACCUUUUACUUUGACCUCAACUGUGACCCCUGACCUUUGGUAGAGUACAGUAGCCUCACCUCCCAUCUGUCGUCUUCCCCUGGCAGCUCUACGAGGUGGACGUGGAAACAAAGUUCCUGAAGGAGUCGGACGCGGCGUGUGACGUAGCCUGUCUCAUGUAUGAUGUCAGCGACCCCCACUCCUUUGACUACUGUGCCAGCAUCUACAAGGUGUGUGGCAUCUCAUGUCUUCUUCAGAGCUUCUCUGGUUUUCACAGAUAUGAUCAGGAAUCUGUUCUUCAAUGUUUCACUCUUCUCUUUUUCUCUUCCUCCCUCUCUUUCUUCCCCACAUCCUCUUUCUCUUCGCCAUAUCCCAUUCUUCUUCAUCCACAUCGGUCUACUUUCCUUUCUGUAGCAACACUACAUGGACAGCAAUAUUCCCUGUGUGAUGGUGGCCUCCAAAGCGGACCUCCCCGAGGUGAGACAGCUCCACGGGAUGACCCCGGCAGAGUUCUGCUACAAACACCGACUGCCUCCGCCGCUCCCCUUCUCCGGCCUGUCCCUGGACUCCACCAGCAAGAACAUCUACACCAAGCUAGCUUGGGCCGCCAUGUUCCCGUACGUAUUAGUUCUCUGACUGUCACAUUUGGCAAUCUGUUGGUCACUCUGUUUAUCACUCACCAUUGAAUCUAUAGUUUGGCGAUUCAGUGUUGAGAAACUUUUCAUACGCUGUAGUAGUCGGCACCUUUAUGAGGUUUCAUAUGUCAGUUCAUUGAUGCCUUUGUCUCCCCUCCACAGACACCUGAACGGCUCCGACAUGAGCAACACAUCCUUCUGGCUGAGAGUGACGCUAGGAGCAGCAGUGGUCGCGGUCCUAGGCUUUGCAAUGUACAGAGCUUUCGCCCGACAGAAAUGACUGGGGUCCUGACUGGAGCCCCCCUUCCCUCUUUUUCCCUCAACCCUAAUCUCUAGACCAGCCUUCAAGACCAACCCUCCAGACACACUCCAGACCAACCGCCUAGACAAACUAGACCAGACAGACAAAACAGAGAUCAAUUUUACUUCGUCAUCAUUUAUACCCUAACCUCCCCUCUCCUUGUCUUUGCUCUACUCUUCCAGUCUACUCCACUUAGUCACGUCUUCUUGACUGACUGACUAAUUAUCUCAGUCAAAAUGGAGGCACGUGACCAUAUCUCUCACCCUCUCCUGACCUCUUGCUCGCUCUGCCUUAUGGUGUCAAAAUCCAGGCUAAGGAGGUAGCCUCGCUGUGCGCAAUGGCAACGCAACGAUUCCCCCAAGAGCUGCUACGAAUAUGUGGGUGCUUUAUCAAAUGAGGAUAUGCAGAUACAAGGAAGAGAUACAUUUCAAACCCAAUACUUAUCGACAAUCAUCCACAAGGUGUUCAGGAGAAUGGAUAGAUAGGUUUUAUUUUUAAUGUGUGGUCUUGUCUAAGGAAAAGAACCUCAAAAUGUAAUAGCAAUUUGGAAGAAAAUAUCAAACUUAAAAAAGGCUGGUGCUGGUUAGAAACCAAAGGGCAUAAUGGCAAAUUCAAACAGUCCAUAUCAUGAAGGGGGGGGUUGAAGACAGAUGGCCUGAAUGCAUCUGUCAGACAACCCCAAGCCUUAGAGCACCAGCUAUGGAGGACCCUGCUGCAAGGACGUAACAGAGCAACAGACACUGAGCGGGCACAGGAAGUCCCCUGC
Molecule: messenger RNA, 7710 nt
Organism: Coregonus sp. 'balchen'
Lineage: Eukaryota; Metazoa; Chordata; Actinopteri; Salmoniformes; Salmonidae
Source: the annotation of a GenBank genome assembly